This is a messenger RNA of Fonsecaea pedrosoi CBS 271.37, 1506 nucleotides long. RefSeq lists its product as uncharacterized. Gene Ontology annotation, molecular function: protein binding; protein-lysine N-methyltransferase activity. The record is from RefSeq and is a predicted model, not a curated record. Gene Ontology annotation, biological process: peptidyl-lysine monomethylation. Lineage: Eukaryota; Fungi; Ascomycota; Eurotiomycetes; Chaetothyriales; Herpotrichiellaceae. Gene Ontology annotation, cellular component: nucleus. The coding region runs from base 1 to 1506 and encodes 501 amino acids. The transcript is spliced from 3 exons.
AUGGUUGACGUUGUAGAACCAGUUAGGCGCUUAGAUUUCGACCAGGCCACUGCUCACUUCGUCGAAUGGUUCACGGCCGCUGAAGGGACUCGGUUGAGUCCCAAGGUCCAGCUCAAGGAUCUGAGGAGCGAGAAUGCGGGAAGGGGAGCUGUUGCUGUCAAGGAUAUCGAGGAGGAUGAGGAGUUAUUCGCUAUUCCUCGGUCUCUCGUCCUCACAGCCACGACCUCAAGCAUUCCACCUGCGGUGCUCGAACCUCUCAGAGAAUCCGGGCAGUGGGUGCUGUUGAUUGUCACUUUAAUCUACGAAUACCUGCGAGACGAAAAGUCACCGUGGCACGCCUAUUUCCAAGUCCUUCCUACCAAGUUCGACAGUCUCAUGUUCUGGACCGAUGCAGAGCUCAAAACGUUGCAAGCCAGUGCUGUGGUUGAUAAGAUCAGGAAGGACCACGCUGAAGAGUCUUGGAAAGAGGAAAUGUUGCCGGUUAUGCUCUCACAUCCUGAUCUAUUUCCUGUUGCUGGUCACAGUGACGCAGACCGCACAAAAGAAUUGAUAAGACUUGCUCAUAUGGCAGGAAGCUCUAUUAUGGCUUAUGCUUUUGACAUUGACAAGGAUGAUGACAGAGAUGAUGCGAACGAUGGUUCGGAGGACGAAAUGGAGGUCGACGACGACGACGAGCCACUCAAAGGGAUGGUGCCUUUCGCUGACAUGCUCAACGCAGAUGCUGACAGAAACAACGCACGACUUUUUCAAGAAAAUGACUACCUGAUCAUGAGAUCUACCAAGCGGAUCAAAGCCAACGAACAGAUCUUCAACGACUAUGGCCCGCUCCCACGCUCAGAUCUCCUCCGCAUGUACGGCUACAUCACCGACAAUUAUGCUCAAUAUGAUGUUGUCGAGAUAUCCCAUGACCUUCUUCUUGAAGAAGCACGCAAGAAGCAUUGCGUGAAGCAUUGCGUGAAGGAUUCCACGACAGAUUGCGCGAGGUAUGCGGCAUGGUUGGAACGAGCGGAACAACUUGAAUCAGUUGGUUGGAUCGAUGAUGGCUAUGCCAUACCCAGACCUCCACCAGAGGUAGAAGAGCUUGGACAGGCCAUACCGGGACCACUACAGUUACUCUUGCGCGGUAUGUGUUUCGACUCCGCCAAGACGACUCACAAAGAUCCCAUCACCAUCAACGAGGCUACGCUACUACAGUCUGUUUUCACAAAGAGGCUGUCAGAAUACGAUACUUCUCUGGAUGCCGACCGAUCUCUUUGGGAUGCGCUGGCUCGUUCCGAACCAGACCCAAGACUUAUUCCCUCUGGUUGUAACAAGCAUCGAUUCGCCAUGGCGCUGCAAGUCAGAGUCGGAGAAAAGGAGAUAUUCCACCGGCUCAUUGGAUUGUGUCAAGCCCAUCUUGCACAAAUGAACCAAGAGAUCAAGGCAAGGCCUGCCAAACGGCAAAUCAACGAUGACUCGGACAAAAGCCCCAAAAAAGCAGCGCGGAAAGGCAAAACACGCAGCUAA